GAAUGCAAAAGAAAAUGCUAUAGAUUCUUGGGUUUUUUCUUUUGCGUCUCUAGGCUUUUGUGUUUGACUGUACGAUUCUGACAUGGGUUUGUAAAGCUUAUAACGAGUGGUAUAGUACAGUGGACAAGUUGACACUGGCCAGUCUAUUUGUGAUUACAGGCUUUGUAUUGCCACUGGAAAAGAUUGAGGCAAAGUGCCAUGUGGUGAGCUCAGAUGUAAGCACAUGGCUUCUCUAAUAUCCAGGCUCUGAGACUGUAAAUCAAUUGGGGAAAACCUGGGGUUUUGGUGUUUUCAAGAGAAUCACUUGAAGAGGAAGACCAUCUGAUUGGGGUUAUAUGAGAAAAGCACAUAGUUUUUUAGGAGAAAGAAGAAAUUGAAAUAUGGUUUCUUAAAUGUUUUACAUAUGCUUCUUCUUUGCAAACCAGUUAAGUUCUAUAAGCAAAAACCAAAGCUGCUGGAGAAAUCAGUCACAACUGAUCAAGAAAGUUCGCCUGAAUCGCCUUGCAUAGAAGAAGAAGAUGAAGAAGAACAAGAAGAAGAUAUUAUUUUAUCUAAAGAACUAGUUCCUGAAGAUGAAUCCAUCACAGAAGAGAAAGGAACUGGAGAAAAGGAAGAUAUCUGCCAGAUUGAUGAGUACAUAGACAGAUCAUAUCCAGUUAUACUAUCAGAAAGUGACUGCUGCCUCUACCGUUCUUCAACUAGCGAUCAGGAUUCUGAAGCAGACUGGCCAUUUCAAGACAAGAUGUUUCGAAGCCCGGAUUGCUCUGAUGGAUCUAUUUCUGAUGAGGAAAGUCUCAUUGAAAUUGCCCUUCCUAGUGGACACUACAUUGGUCAUAAAGAAGAAGAAUCCAAGUUUAAUCUGCAGAAGAAAUUCCCAGAUUUCACAACAACAGGUUCAUUCUAUAAGCAACAUGGUCUAAUGGAGCUUUUGGCAGAACUAAAUGAGAUGAACGAGGAAGAAAACUUGAUUGAGAUUGAUAUAUCAAUGGGCUCCAUCAAGUGUCCAAGGUUUGACAUUGAAGCUUAAAUUAAUUAGUACCCUUUUAUAUAUAUAGUUAUUACGCUAAUUAUAAUUAAGUUUUUGAUCCUAGUGGGAUUUGGAGUUGAGAAUUAUUAAGGGGUAAAUUAGAAUUUCAAUUACAUUUGAUACUUAAAUUUUGUGGUUUCUUUAAUUUCUUGUGUUUAUGUUGUAAUCUGUGGAGCUUCUGAUCUUAUGUUUGCUCUUUGCUCUUUUGCAAAAUCUUUGGAUACCCAUUAAAGCCAGCAAUUGUACUAUAUGGCUUUUGUUUUCUCUUAAAUGCUCAAUAAAGUAGUAAAGGGUUUGAAUGGAGGGCCAUAUGGAUAA
Molecule: messenger RNA, 1345 nt
Organism: Hevea brasiliensis (rubber tree)
Lineage: Eukaryota; Viridiplantae; Streptophyta; Magnoliopsida; Malpighiales; Euphorbiaceae
Exons: 3
Coding region: 404-1027 (207 amino acids)
Source: RefSeq, a predicted model, not a curated record